This is a messenger RNA of Plasmopara halstedii, 2100 nucleotides long. RefSeq lists its product as uncharacterized. The transcript has a single exon. NCBI's taxonomy places the organism in Eukaryota, Oomycota, Peronosporomycetes, Peronosporales, Peronosporaceae. The record is from RefSeq and is a predicted model, not a curated record. Bases 1753 to 2028 code for a protein of 91 amino acids.
AGAGCUCAAUCCUUUCGGCAGAAGUACACGCUUGUUGCUCUAUAUCAUAGUACCGUUUGGCCUGUUGUACAGCUCAAUCACGCUUUGUGCGCAUCUAUUUGCAAUUCCACAAUGUUUUCACUGGUGGUGUUAAUAGUACGUACAUCAAUUAAGAACUAUAGUGCCGUACGGUAAACCUGCAGUACUAAAUAGAACUUAAAAGACUCAGCUCAAAGAGUUAAUGGCAUUCUCGAUUCUGUCGAAUGCAGUAGAAAUGGGAAGGUAGGUUUAUGAAAAGCCCGAACGAUAUGUGAAAGCAUAGUUGAGGUUAUCAUAUAAGCCAUUCGACGAGGUAAGAAACUCGAAUGGUCCAAUAUUAGUAAGUUGCUCGCUAUGAGAUGAAUAUGAAGUAUAAGAAUGACAAGGUACUACUAUCUGAUAACUCUCGCGUUGAUUUAGCUCUUUAUGUUUCGAGCGCGGCAAUUCGUGAUUCCGGCAGUAGAAAAGCAAUUUGAAAUGUUACAAUGCUCGCGAAAGCCAAAACAACAUUUAUAUCGUGACGCUUGUUUGCGAGCUCAAUCAAAGAUAGAUUUACUCUUGCUUUUGUGCCAUUAAUCCCAGAAAUGAGAUCGAUAAAAUAGCUAGAACCAAUUUUUACCGUAGACAACUUCUGAAGCGCAUGUUAGUUGGCAAAUUACACAAUGCCGUCCAAAACUAAUAGUGCGCUUCAGUCGGCAGAAUUUCUUAACACAGCAUCAAAAUCAUAACAACUUCGGCCGACUUGUACCACACAUUUCACAUACACUGCCCCUAUGAUGUCCGAGAUGAAUGGUCUUAUACUUUCUCGCGAAAAGUUCUUGAGUAAGCGCUCGCUACCAAAGCGCGUUACACACAUAUCGACUUGUAAUCUUAGCUUUCCUUCCGAUGACAUGUCGAACGACUAUCAUUCAUCUCAUAAUUUCCGCGUUAGUGGUGACUUGAAUUUGCAUGGGCGAAUGUUUCGCAUUGUAGAUUGUUAUGCCUUUUCUCGAAGUUUUACUCUAAGGCGCUGGGCGAGCCGAUGGGAUUUGCUCAAGUGUAUUUAAACGACUCAAGUUCCAAAAUGAACGAUCAAGGUUCGACGGCGUGUACACACAAGAACAAUCGGUGCCAGCAAAGUAGAAGCUGCACGUAAAUUUCACGACCUGAGCCGAAAGGUGCUGAGAUUUUUCGCUUCUUGAUGAUCACCCGCUGUAUCCUGAAACUAGAAACUUUAUUUUUCAUUACUAUCUGUAGUGAUUGUUACCGUGAGCUUGGUCGGGGCAAGUUUAGUGUUUUGCUAUCACGCAGAAGAUUGACCAAAGAGCCAGAAUCUGAUUUAUGACAUCAAGAUGCAAUUGAAGAAAAGAGUCACUUCAUCACGGAACGAGAUUUACACUCUGGUGGCGGACUGAAUGUUUUCUCCAGGCGAACUGUUGCUCGAAGACUACGAUGCAUUUACGCGCGAAUAUUACCUUAUGGCGUCACCCAGAUAAAGCUCAAUCCACCAUUGCCUGAUGCUCUAAAAGCGACGGCUUAGUGGUAGCAAUUUCGUGCUACGCGAGAGCCGCAAGCUUCUCUUGUUUCGAAUAGCUGAGGCUUGAGGGGAUACUCUGCGAACUACAUCGAAAAUUGGGGAAGCAAAUUUUUACGCAUUGAGCUGUUGUUGUUUGUCUAAAUCACUGUGGGGGACUCCUUUUGACGAAAUCGCUAUUCAUCGUGUAAAUGUCAAACCAUUAAAAAGUGUCAUAUCCUAUGCAGAACUACCUUUUGGCAAGAUUGAAUCAGCAGCAGAUAAUAACUAAAUUUGGAAUGCGACGCAGCGCGAUUUGUUCGCAUACGACAACUAUUCGCAUUUCUUUUGCGCACUUGCGAGAAAGCUACAAAGAAAAAUACGGAGAUGUUACAGGCUCUCUAAUCCGAAAGUUGAUCGAGAUUUCUAAGUUAAGACAGCUCUUGACCUCUAUCAGACUAAUUUGCGACUAUAACCUGCUUUCUGACCCGAUAGGUGUUGUAGAGAUCAAUCAGUGACGUUGUCAAGUCAGAAAUUGAUGCGCUCGCAUCCACCAACCGUGCGAUUUUAAAUUUCAGAUAACGAUCAUC